Messenger RNA from Aureobasidium pullulans EXF-150, 2103 nucleotides. RefSeq names its product MFS general substrate transporter. Lineage: Eukaryota; Fungi; Ascomycota; Dothideomycetes; Dothideales; Saccotheciaceae. The record is from RefSeq and is a predicted model, not a curated record. Bases 388 to 2031 code for a protein of 547 amino acids. Gene Ontology annotation, molecular function: transmembrane transporter activity. The transcript has 3 exons. Gene Ontology annotation, biological process: transmembrane transport.
CACGGACCACCACAAGCCAAACGUUGACUUAUCAUCGCCUACUGGGUAAUCCUUGCGACUUCUUGAUGAUUCAACUACAGAACUGCCAACGAUAAGAUCCUUUCUCCAUACACCUGGAGCGAAAUGUUCUCAACUCGGACGAACGAUUGCCCCGGGGAAACUCUAUCACGUCCACAGCAGCAAACAUGAGGCCGACUAUGCUAUCUUGCACCAUUAUACCCCUUGGAUCCAACAUCCAUCGGAUGAAUCAAACACUGUGAUUAUCAAUCCUCUAUUGCUGGUGACCAGGAGGGAACUGGUACAUAAGUUAUGAUGAUUCUUGACACCUAGAAAAUACAAACCAAUUCAGCGCAGUUCGAUAGUACAACUUGUUAUCAACCAUCCAAGAUGUCUCUGAUAUCCGACAGCAAACCCGAGUCUUACGACAAUGAUCUCGAGGAUCAACGUGCCAGCACUCCAGAUCAGGAGGAAGCUGGCUUUGACAGGGGAAUGCCAAACUGGAAGUGGUAUCUAGUCUGUGUUGGCAUUUACACAGCUGCUCUUCUCUAUGGCCUUGAUACCACCAUCGCAGCAGACGUCCAAGGCCCUAUCCUUGAAGCAUUUGGCGACAUUGAAAAGCUCUCAUGGGUGGGCAUCGGCUUCCCCAUGGGCUCGGUGUCGAUCGUUCUUCUUGUUGGAGCUUUGUAUGCUCUUUUUGACGUCAAAUGGAUGUUCAUCGGUAGUCUCGUGUUGUUCGAAGCCGGAAGUGCACUCUGCGGCGCUGCCCCUGACAUGAAUGCUUUGAUCGUUGGACGUGUCAUUGCUGGCAUGGGUGGAGCUGGAAUGUACCUGGGUGCUUUGACCUACAUCACGACCUUCACCAGCAAGAAAGAACAACCCAUCUACAACGCCUUGAUUGGCCUGUGUUGGGGCGCAGGCAGUAUCCUUGGCCCUGUCGUCGGUGGAGGCUUUGCAGUAAGCUCUGCGACCUGGAGAUGGGCUUUCUACAUCAAUCUGCCUCUGGCCGCAGUCAGUUCGCCGGUCUACCUCUUUCUCUUCCCCUCUCACAACCCGAAGCCCAAGAUGAGUGCUAUGGAGAAGCUUGCUACGAUCGACUGGCUGGGUGCCUUCCUCUUCGCUGGCAUAUUUGCCAUUCUGCAAGUUGCUCUGACAUUUAGCGGCUCUCUGUGGAAGUGGAGUGAGGCCGGUCCAAUCGCACUUUGGGUUGUCUUCGCCGUCUUUCUGCUCGCCUUCGUCGUCCAACAGGGCUUGAGCAUCGCUACUACGCCAUCGCGUCGCCUGUUCCCUGUCCACUUCCUCAAAAGCCGAACACUGAUUCUGCUCUAUACCGGAACUGCAGCAUCGUCGACUGGACUCGCUCUUGGUGUCUACUACAUCCCCAUCUUCUUCCAGUUCACCAAGGGCGAUUCACCCAUCAAGGCUGCCGUCAGACUACUUCCCUACAUCUGCGUCUUUGUCGCCUCGGUCAUGUUGAGCGGUGGCUUACUCCCCGCCUUUGGUCGCUACCAACCCUUCUACAUCGUGACCGGCGUUUUGCUAGUAGCUGGUGGUGCUUUGAUGCACACCGUCCACGUGGAUACAUCUACGACCAAGAUAUACGGCUACGAAGUCUUGAUGGCCUUUGGAGCAGGCAUGAGUAUGCAAGUAGCAUAUUCUGUUGCCGUCGCUGUGGUCGACCAGAUUGACACACUCAAUGCUGUUGGAUUCAUCAACGUGGCUCAGAUUGGAUCUCUCUCUAUCGGUCUGUCCAUCGCAGGGUGCUUGUACCAGAAUAUUGGUUUCGACAACAUCAAGAAUGCCGUAUCGGCAUACAACUUCUCCGACACCGAGAUCAGAGCUGCUCUGGGUGGUGCUCACUCUGCCAUCCUGGCAAGUGGUGACAGAGCCCUCCAAGGCUUGGUGUUGGAAGCCAUCGCUGCUACUCUCAGAGACAUCUGGGUCCUCACUAUUGCCGCCGGUGCAGUUGCUCUGGUGAGUGGUGUGCUCAUGAAGAGGGAGAAGCUCAACUUGGAAAUGACUGCUGGUGGAUGAGGAGAAUAUGAAGGACGGAGAUGAUUGCUCGAAGAUACUCAAUGAUGUUACGAGAUUGAUAUAGAAGGGAGU